CUUCUACACUCGUUCACAUGACAGACGUACUUCCCAUUACCGUAAUUUUUCAACACGAUUUCUCGUCUCUAUUGUUCCGAAACGUUUCUAAUUUGCGAAAAACUUCUUCCAGGACCUCCUAGACAUGCUGUCACUCCUUGAAAUGACUUUUAGCCUCCUCUUCUCCCACCUCUACUAAAUGCUUACCCAUGAUGAAGAUGUGUACAAUUGCCCAAAUAGAGUACUUCCAUUCAUACCGGCCCUUUAGCGCACCAGCGAAGACCCUGACCUGUUGUAGCUCUGAAUCUCCACGACGACCCCAGACACGACGACCCAAUUUCUACUACUCAGUGGCCACCUCCUGCUAGAUUGGACAAUUCUCGGCUGUUCAUCUCAGACAAUAUUAUUAAAGCAUGGAAGUUCUGAAGAAGUGUUGCGGGGGAAAGAAGGCGAAAAAAGCGGUGAUCAAGGCCGCGAAAGGCGGGUAUGUGAAGGACCCAAACGAUUUCCGCAAUCAGGUGCAGGGGGUGCGGCGGUUUUUCCCGGAGUUCACGGACCCGGGAAAAUUGAAAAAAGUGAAAUUCCACGUCGACGAGGAGACGGGGAAGAAGAAAUACUUUAUCGAGGACCCGCAGGAGGGCCGACUGUUUAUCACGCGGGACAACGACGGCCGACGCGUGUACUACAUCGACACCUUCCUCGAGGUGCUCACGCACGCACACGACCGAGUGUACGUCACCUGGGACGCGGACGGGCAAAAGUUGCACUACGUAGAGGAUCACGACCACGGGAAGGUGUACAUAGAGCAGGACGUGUUCGGGCACCCUCUGCUGUGGGUGCACGACAUCCACGACGACCUCGCGGAGCUGGUGUUCCUCCACCUCCCGGAGGGGGAGGAUCUCCCGCACUACUUUUGCCACCCGAUCGCGGUGUCCGACGAGGUGUAUUUCAACAGCGGGUUCCAGCGGGUGGGCCACUUCCAGAUCUUUUGGGGGCUGAAGGGGGACAAGCAGUUUUACGUGGCCGACGAGAUGGAGAACACCACGCACAUGCGCCGGGUGAUCUACGACCGCUACUACGAGCACUGGCGGUUUUUCCGGCCCGCCGACCGGGAUACCACUUUGUACGGAACCGACCCGCACUCGCGGGAGCACGACGACGCGGAGGGCAGUUCUGCCGCGGCCUCGGACGACGGGCCGAUCGACAUAAAUGACCUGUUCGCGGGCGAGGCGACCAGUCACCACCCGCUGCGCAGCCAGUUCGAGCACCAGCGGACGCUGGCCUCGGGGUCCCAGCUGUUCCCAGACGCGGAGGAGGAGUCAAAAUCCGACCCGGACUCAGCCGCAAGCUACAAGGUGGACGCCGAACAAGCGUAGCGAAGACUAGACAUGGGGAGUAAUGUCUUGAUAGAUACGACGAGCUAAUAUGGGAACACGAACAGCGGAUCUGAUGUUAACAUCCGUAGUUCUUUCGCUUUUCUUGGUCAGGUAACUUGUACUUACUCCGCUGGAACUGCGGCUUCCGUUGUCGACGUGUGGUCGAUGCGCGCCUAGAACGACCUUUGUAGCUCCCCGUAGUGAAGAAGAAAUAGGUUGAUUAGAAAACUUCUGCUCUGAGCAGGUUCUUAUUGAUACUUUGAGUCGGAAAAACAUUUAAAGUGCUCCUGAUCAGCUUGCGCGCUGCGGCAUUACAGGUAGGCUGUUUAUUUCCGGAAUAAUCAUCGGGUUCGCGAUAAUUUCAUGAACCACGCAUCAGAAGCGCAAAGAACGAACUACACACGUCUCUCUCGGUCAACAUCAAUCAAGAGGCGGAAGCUUUGCCAACGUUCUAUCGUAUCUGUACUUCGCGUAGUUUCUACUCAUAAAGGACUAGUAUCGUUUUGUAGAAGACAUCGCCACAUGGAAUCGUACGGCGCGCACUGAUGUGAGCGAGAAA
Molecule: messenger RNA, 1914 nt
Organism: Amoebophrya sp. A120
Lineage: Eukaryota; Dinophyceae; Syndiniales; Amoebophryaceae
Source: the annotation of a GenBank genome assembly